AAUCUAUAUUGACUUCCGACUGAACUGGUUUCCUGUCAGCAAAUUAAUUUGGUUUCCCCUGGCUCUAUCCUUUUUCACUAAAUCCUAGAGGUUCAAAUAAAGAGGCACCACAAGGGGUACUUACUUUGACAUUUCCCAGCUGACGGAUCGCAAUAUCUUGGUGAUCACAAUGGAGAAGGAACAAUAUAUCAUGAAAAUGGAACAAGCACUGACUGAAGUUAACCAGAUAAAACAACAGCUACAAAGAAAUGCUGCUGAGGUAAAAUCUGAGAUUCACUCAAGUAUAAGCCGUCAGUUAGAAGCUCUGAGAAACCGUGAGGUAUGGCUGCUGAAUCAAGUAGAGUUGAUACAGAACAUGAAGGAUGAAGUAUUACACAUUCAACAAGCCAGACUUAACAAGAUGUUAGGUGUGGCACAGAGCUGUCUAACAGAAAGUCUGGGAAAUAAAUUUGAUUCCACUGACCUGAAGCCUGAUGAGAAUCCAUGGAUUUCUUUCAAAUAUGAUGCUGCUAAGUUGAGAGAGAGUAUAACAUCCUAUGGAAGAGUAGAGUCCAGUAAUAGACCCCCUAAUACAGUGUUUGUAAAGCCAGGACACCCAGCUAGGAGUCUACCACCACAUUUUGAGGACUAUGAUGACGCUGACCAUCAUGUUCUGUACAAGACUGUAGAGGGGGCAACCAAAUCAUCAAAAAGUACUGUGGUUACUUUCACUCUCCCGAUUCUGUCCUCAUCAUUAAAAGAUUGGUUGGCUUACUCCAAUCCUGCUCCAGUGUCAUCUAACACCAGUGACAAACAGACAAUCUCAUUCCCUGCCAUGAGUUCUUCUGACAAGGAAUGGCUGACUGGUUCCACCACAGCUGACUCUAUUUCACCAUUGUCCUCUGAAUCUACUGGUUCCUGGCAGAUGACACGAGAUGAUACUGAUGUCAAUAUACAGAUGUGGUUAAAGGACAUCAAACAGAACCCAGUUAUUGAGGAUGAGGAUGAUUUUGAAGUCAUCUCUAAGAAGGAGUUCAUGGGAGCUGACAGGUUUCAGAGAAAAGUAACAGUGCCAAUUUCCAACUCUGCUCCAGACCUCAAGUAUAUGGACCAAGAAACAUGGCUUAAACCAGAAAGCCAAACUCAAGCUGGUGCUCCAAAAUCCAUCAAGCUACCAUCUCAUUUAGAAAACAGUGGAACAGAAACUUGGCUCUGCAAAAAAUGGAAGAGGAAUGCCAAAUCAAGCUGUGAAGAGAGAUGUGGAAAGACUGGUCCUCUAGAAAUAGAAAACAUCUGUGACUACCUGAAUGAUAAGGUAUGGAUAAAGUCAACAUCCUGUAGCGACAAUCGUCAGAUGGAAGUCUGCAAAGCAAAUGAACCUUGCCAGGGACCAGAUCAAUGUGUUGCCACUUCCCACUGUUUCUACACAAACAAUGCAUUUCCCAGUACAGAUAACAGUCAAUGGUUGUUAAAUGGUGGUAAGAACAUUGCCCCAACCACACCAAUCAACACUUGCAUGUUUCAACAGUUCAGAAAACCAUCUAAUCAUGAACAAUCCAACAUGUGGUUAAAAUCGGGUAAUAAACAACAACGCAACCUUGAAGAUUGGAAAGCUAGACCUAUAGAAAUGGAAGAAAAAGUAUGGAUAAAAAAAGAUUCUUCUAAUGUCCUUCCUGAGUCAACUACACCCUUUAAGACAAGUGCAUCAUGGGACAAGGUUAUGACCUUUCAUAGCCAGUUAGGUAAUGACCAGUGGCUCUUUCAAGAAGCUCGCAAGCAAGAGCACAACCCUUGGAUCCUGAAAAAUUCUUCCCCUGCUGAUGAGAUGUGUGAAAACGAUCAAUGGAUUUACACUAAAAUGGAUGAUGCCAUAGACAUUCUGCAGUAAAACUGUUAUCUAUGAUAUUUGUGAGUUUCAAAUGAAUGACAGAUAAGAAAAUAACAAAUGAAUAAUAUUGAUAUUAUUUACGCUAAUCUUAAAAUUGCAUAUUAUAAAUGCAUGCUAUGACUCAUCCAUGUUUUAUUCAGCUUUCAAUUCUCUAAUUCUGUCGGAAAUCCAAUUAUCAAAUUGUUAGGGUAGUGAAAAAAAUCCAUGAAUGCCAAAGUUUAAUGUUGUUUUUUUCCCCAAAAAAAUCCAUAUCAAUUUGUCAGUAUAAUUAUAAUCAGGAACAGCAAGUUAACUAUUCUUAUUUUAAUGUUUUGAUUAUUUUGACAAUUGCUAAUUUUCAUUUGAAACUUACUAAUUUUAAAGCAUUUACCGGUGUUUGUUUAUUAAAUGUUUGUGCAUUUUUAUGUAGAGAAAAGUUGGUUUUGAAAAAUAACAAAUCUUACAAAGUUUCCUAAAAAAAUUGUUAAUAAAUUAUGAUAUAGAUAAAAAGGAAGGGACCUCACAAGAGGUCUCUGUGUGAUUGGUGUUCAUAAUUAAUUUUAAGAUGAAAAUUCAUGAAAUGAUUCAUCUAUUCAAAUGUGAUAUAAUCAGGGUAU
This is a messenger RNA of Mytilus trossulus (common blue mussel), 2463 nucleotides long. RefSeq names its product nuclear receptor coactivator 4-like. NCBI's taxonomy places the organism in Eukaryota, Metazoa, Mollusca, Bivalvia, Mytilida, Mytilidae. The transcript is spliced from 7 exons. Bases 170 to 1867 code for a protein of 565 amino acids. Gene Ontology annotation, biological process: intracellular iron ion homeostasis; response to hormone. The record is from RefSeq and is a predicted model, not a curated record. Gene Ontology annotation, molecular function: transcription coactivator activity.